CAAAGCAUUAUUCGAUAUUCAAUCUAAUAGUUGAGUGAUAAAUAUUUAGGUUAACAAUGAAGUGAACUGAUAAAUUGAGUAAGUAGAUAACUUUAAAUUCAAAGAUUUUGAGAUCGAAUUAAUAAGAAAUAAAAAUUUGUGUAAUCAUUAUAUAUGUAGCUCAUGAGAAAAAAGGGAUAGCAUAGUGAUGAUAAAUGCAGCUAAAGAGGUUUUGUAGUAAUAAGUGAUUACUGCCUGUAAUAAUUUGGCAGAGAGAGGAAGAGUGAGUGAGAGCAGUUGGGUUGGGCAGUUGUUAAUUAUGCAUUUAUGCUUCAAAAUCAUACAUGUCACCUGCUACUGCUAGCUAGCUUGAGCAGGUAAGCCAAAGGAAGUGACUUUUUCCCCCCUCUCUCUCACUCAAGUCUCAAUCCUUUUCUCUCUCUAGGCUAUAGGCUGAGAAUAGCUCUCCUCUGCACAUUGCUGUGAUCCAUAUAAUAAAGACUUGGAAUUUGAUGCUCCCUCCCCUGUUUUUCCUGUUUGUGGAAAAUACACAACACCCCCAGUUGCCUUGCUGAAAUUUGGUUUUGAUUUUGGGGUUUCUCCUCUGUCCCCAAUUUGGGUCUAGCAUUUGAUGCUCUGCUCUUCAAGCUACUCGUCCAAAUUCUCAAAAGCCCACCAGUCCCUCCCUACCCCUCUUCCCAUUUUAGGGGGACUGUGAAAGCAAACUCUUCCAAUUCAAUUCCCCCCACUGUAGUAAGGGCAGAAUUCAAUCAGAAUUUGAUGCUUCUUUGGACUUUCCUUGGAUAAAAAAAACCCCACAUCUCAGAAUAUCUCAAAAGAGACCCUCUGCAGAAAAGCUUCCACCUUUUUCUUCUUGUUCCUGCUGUUUCCCUCACUGGGUUGUUUGUUCCUUGAUUCAGACAUUGAACCCAGCUAGCCAAGCUUGGUCCUUUUUAAUUGGAGUUGCUGAUUGAGGAGGUUCAAGGGUUCUGAACAAGCUAAUUCCCUCCUUAAUUGGGGAUUUAACUCAAACUCAAGCUGGUGGUGCUAGCUAAAGGGUGAGGCUGCGAGGGAAAGGGAAUCUGCUUUCUUUUGGGAGUUGGGGUUUUUGAUGAGCUGCUAGGAAGCUAAAUUGGAUGCUUUUGUCUUCUACUCUACUUCUUUAUGCUCUGAAAGGUGCACUUUCUUGUCUCUAAGGAAGAAUUACCCCCACCCAUUUCGUUCAUUUCCAAUGCACAUUUGAGUAGAUGUUUGAUCCUAAGGCAAUUUCCUCCCGUUUCCCAUUUCCAUUUUUCCAUAGGAGAUACUAAUAAGUGAGUAGCUGUCUAUCUGCUGCUGCUGGUGCUGUUGAUUUAGAUUUUAUGCCUGCUAUCUAAGAUCUCCCCCUCUUCUUUUUCUCACUUUUCGUGUCCAUGGGGAUGCUGCAUCAACGAGGUGUUGUCCUUUUACUUUAGCAUCCCAAACCUCAUCAGUUCUAUAAAGCUGCCAAGGUUUCUUGUUCCUUGUUGAGUCCUGCAAGAUAUCACCACCCAGCUAAGCUAAUUUUGGUCAAACUCCAACUUUAUCUUUUGUGUGUCCAGACCCUUCUCCCUUGUGUUCUUUAUAUCUAUAUAUAUCUAGUCCUUUUGAUUCUUUCCCAAUUGUGUGUAGAGAGGUUGUAGGUUACUUCUUCUUUUCCCUUCUGAUAUACUUCUUUCCUUAGAACUUGGGGAGAUUAGUUCUUCUGGAUCAUAGAGAUGGGACUGGGGGCUGGUAAUGGUGGUGACCAGUUAUCUUCCGGAAUGAGCACAAAUCCUUUCUACGCUUCUGGUUGGGAUCCAGUUGCUAUUUCUCUUAGCCAACAUGAGAGCUUUGGAGGUUCAUCCAUGGAUUCUCAAAGUGAAUUCUCCCAUCACCAUCACCAAUCAUUUCCAAUGCUAAUGGACGGCAAUGGAGGAAAUCCCAACUCUCAUCACCUUGCUCAUUACCCAUCUGAGUCCAGCUAUGUGGAGAUGGUGCCCAAAUUCUCUUCCUUCGGAAGUGGGAACUUCUCAGAGAUGGUGGUUGGACCGUACGGGCUAACUGAGUGUGGCCAGAUCGCCAACCAAGGUUGCCAUCCAAAUUUCGGCUCAGGCAAGGAGGCGGAAAAUGAGAGGGCUUUGAGAAAUGGAUCACAGUCUCAAGAGGAUCAUCCAAUGUCUGAUGGAGUUGGCAAUUCUCCUAAUAAUGUAAACAGGAGGAAAAGAAUUGCCGAGUCGAAUUCUCCGUUCGACUCAAACAAGAAUGCCGACGGAGACCUGCUAAAGGAUCCCUCUGGAGAGGAUAGUGAUGGUCCAAAGGGGAGGGAAGAUAAGAAGCCAAAACAAGAACAAAAUGCUGGUUCUAAUUCUAAGGGCAAACAGGCGGCUAAACAGGCUAAAGAAGAAUCAAACAGUGGUGGAGAUGGUAAAGAUAGUUACAUUCAUGUUAGAGCCAGAAGAGGUCAGGCUACAAAUAGUCACAGCCUUGCAGAGAGGGUGAGAAGAGAAAAGAUCAGCGAAAGGAUGAGACUGCUACAAGAACUUGUGCCAGGAUGCAAUAAGAUUACUGGAAAGGCAGUUAUGCUUGAUGAGAUUAUCAAUUAUGUACAGUCACUGCAACAGCAGGUUGAGUUCUUGUCAAUGAAACUUGCUACAGUCAAUCCAGAGCUGAACAUUGAUAUUGAGAGGAUACUAUCCAAAGAACUCCUUAACUCUCGGGGCAACAAUUCCUCGAGUCUCGGGUUUAACCCUCUUACUAGUGGGACCCAUUAUCCACCUGGAGCUUUCCCACCAGGAAUGCCAGUCAUGCCGAAUAUGAAUCCACAGUUUGCCUCCAUGCCUCAACCCGGAUUAGACAAUGAACUCCAGAGCCUUCUCCAUAUGGGAUUUGAACCCGCAUCAGCAAUCGAUAACCUAGGACCAACUGGACGCUUGAAACCAGAGAUGUGACAAUAUCUUAGAAGUCAUGAUGACAUAGAGUCAGCUUUAAAAACUUCCUGCUAACAGAGAAAGAGAUGUUUCUCUAGUGUAUUUCAAGUUGAGCUUUAUCUCAGCUGAAAGCAAAAGAAAAAGGAAGGAGGAUAGUUGGUCUUUGUUGGGUUGUUGUAUAGGUUUCAGCUCCUAACUACUGGGUGGGUUUCUUCGAGUUUUAGCAGAAGAAAGAUUUAUUAAGAUUGGUGUGUGCUGCUACAAUGCUAAAGAAAAGGACCCAAAAAUGAGAGAAGGGCCAACCCACACCUGUAUAUUGAUUUCCAAUUAGACAAACAGAGGGAAAGUGACUAGAAACUGUUCAUUUUCUUUUUCUUUUUGCUCAUUGUUAUAUUCAAUGCAGUUAAAAUUCCUUUGUUUGCUUUUUCAUCUGUAAUUCUCCUUUCUGAUACUUGGAGAGUGGUGAUGAUAAGAACAGGUGCUGUGUACAUGUGCUGUACGAGGUUUUCAUGAGUGUUGAGUACACAGCACAACUGUCGUUGUAAUUGCCAACUGAGCAAUGAAUCAUUAUUGUGUGA
This is a messenger RNA of Linum trigynum, 3484 nucleotides long. The record is from the annotation of a GenBank genome assembly. Lineage: Eukaryota; Viridiplantae; Streptophyta; Magnoliopsida; Malpighiales; Linaceae.